Morchella sextelata is the source of this 282-nucleotide messenger RNA. RefSeq lists its product as uncharacterized. Lineage: Eukaryota; Fungi; Ascomycota; Pezizomycetes; Pezizales; Morchellaceae. Bases 1 to 282 code for a protein of 93 amino acids. The record is from RefSeq and is a predicted model, not a curated record. The transcript has a single exon.
AUGUCGCGGAACAUCGAGAUCGCACAAUACUCUGGCAAGGACCCGGGAGAGUCUUGCGAACGAGAUGGCAGCAACAAGGGCAGAUGGAUGGGCGGAAUGGCAGGCAGGAGGUACCACCAGCAGCACCGGCAGCACCAGCAGCAGCAGCGCACAACACUGCAACGGUUCGGUGGAUCAGGGCAGAGUCACUCAGAUGGGAUCAGAGGAGAGAGGUGGACUUGCUUGUUGGAUCCAUGGAGUCAGAACAGGAGACCAGUACCACCACUGGCCGAGCAGCAGUAG